Messenger RNA from Paramuricea clavata, 5386 nucleotides. The record is from the annotation of a GenBank genome assembly. NCBI's taxonomy places the organism in Eukaryota, Metazoa, Cnidaria, Anthozoa, Malacalcyonacea, Plexauridae.
GGCACAGUCAACAAAACAGGAGUCUGAGACACAUUCAAUUUCACAUAACUAAAAAUUGUUUGCGGAGCCGAAAAAUUAUUUCUGGAUAACAUGUGAGAAAUAUAGUUGGUAAGUAGCAUUUAGUUUUACUAAUUAUUAGCGCAUAAUCCUUGCUUUAAAGACACAUCUAUACAUAUAGACGCAACAUAGAUGGCUGUGUUGCAUAAAAUAUACACACACACUAGUCUCGUAUUAUUCUGCAUCUGCAUGGUAUCUUUAUUACUGGCAUCUUCGGAUUUUCAGACCGCCCCCUACCCAUUGAGCUAUCGAGUCAUAUCUCUGAGGAUGGCUCUGAAAUAGAAUUGAAACGUUUUAGAAUUUUUAGAACAUACAAACACACGCCCAUUAUGAGUGGCUAAUUUAUAUCUCGUGCAUCAUCGACACAAAUGCUGUAUGCAGAUUGUGAUUCGUCUAGAUUACUUCAACAGUGCAAUAAUGUUGAAGACAUCGAUAAUUUUUGGUGAUAAUUUCAGAACUAACUAUAGUGUCAUAUUAUUCUGAUUCAACUAAUUACACUGACCUGAAAGGUCAAGUGUCUUAAAUCCCCCUUUUUCUGUUUUUUCGUCGAGAAAUGGAAUUUGCGUUAGCGCAUCGCAGGCUCAAGGUGCAACGAUUAAGCCAAAAUGCCAUCGGUUCGAAUGCCAUCGAUUUCUCGACUGCUUGAUGUACUCUUCACGUAACAAGCUCGUAUCUAUGUACGUAGUAGCCGGCUCAUGCCAUGCUUGUGGUACAUCUUUCUUUAUUAGCGCAUACACUUGUACGCACGCGCACAAUUACCAGUUUCAGACCUCCUGAGUCCCUAUCUCCCUAUCCUAACAUAGAAUAUGGUGGAAUACAAUUAACAAGGACAAGUUAAAGGUUUGACAGUUUGACUUUAAUAAACAACUAUAAAUAUACGUUGUAGACUCAUAAACAUCCGUUGUGUACUUGUGUUCAUUUUUGUGUCGCACUCUGGACUUUCUUACGUGUUGAAUUAAUGUUUUUCUUUUUGUAUUAAACGACUCGAAAACCCCAAAAUUUGGACGCAGCGAAUUUAUACAAUAUAUUGGAAUAUGAACAAGGACAAGUUAAGGUUGACAAUUUGACUACACAACGUAGUUUUAAUUGAACAAAAUCUCCUAAUUCCUUACGAUAGUUUCAGGGGCGGAUUUAGACCGUUGCAACUGUAGCAUAUGCUACGGUCAGAUUUUCCAUAGGCCAGUUCUAACAUGGAUCAUAAAAUCAAUCUAAAAUAUAAUUUAGCAAUAUUUUGUUUACUUUCCUUGUUUAUAUUUCAAGGUUUUAUUUUAUUUAGUUUUAUAUGUUCUAAAACAUUUUAUUUUGACAAAUUGAUGACAUUUAUAAUAUGUAAGAAUUCCCGCCCGAAAAUACGGUUGUGAUUGCCCGUUUGCGGGUCAUUACGCAAUGGACUAUAGCUUAGAAAAUAUCAUCCUUCAGAAAUACACCGUAGCGUGUUGCCCAUAUAUGAUCAAUUUUCGCUACGGUCAGAUUCAUUAAGGUCGAAUCUGACCGUAGCGAAAAUUGGCAUAUACGGCAUUCUGAUUGGUUUGCUACGGUCAAACGUAGCAAACCAAUCGGAAUGGGGCAAAUGCUAUAGUUUGCUACGGUGGCAUGAAAUUGGCUACUGCUCCAGAACGAUGGAAUAUCUGAUAUUUGUGUUUGGCUCAUCAACAACAUGAUAUUGGGAACUCACAGUACGGUUGUGCGCAUUUCGAAAUGAAAGCCGUCGUAAAGCUAAAGGAUUUAUAUGCGUCGAGGUAGAAAUAAAAUCAGAUAGUAAAACGAAUCAUUUCCAGUCAGGUAAGCCUUAUGAAUGAUAAGAGAUGCACAUUAUAUUUUAAUUUGAGUUUUUACUGUAUAGUGUUCGCUAUUAACUUCGCUUUAUUAAAGUGUUUGUGCGCGUAUGUACAGUAUACCUGCAUGUAUUGGAAUUAAUACGCGAAUUAUGAUACGCGCGUAUAUAUAUCGUGUUUUAUAGCGCGCUAAUAUUUGUUUGUAAUGCGUAUAUAUUCGUAAGAUACGCGUAUUCAUAUCAUACGCGCGUUCAUAUGAUAUGCGUAUUCGUAUGAUACACGCGUUCGUAGAUGAUACGCGCAUUUCGGUAUUCAAUUGAUAAUGAUAUGCGUAUGAUACGAGUAUCAUACCGAUAUCGUAUGUUAAAAUAUACGCGAGCAAUAGUUUACAUUUUGAGAUCAUUUCGGCUUAUUUUUGCUUGAGAAAUGAAUACAAUGAGGACAAAUUUAAUGGUCACAUGCAGUGCUCAGAACGCAGGAAAUGGCAUUUCCGGGCUUCAAAUUUCAAAAAUUUUCCGGGGGGGGCAUGCCCCCGGACCCCCCUAGCUAUGCGAGGUCUUGGAAAAUGCUACGGUCAGAUUUUUGGCUGGAUCCGCCCCUGAGUUUUAGCCAAAUGUCGACAAUAUAUCUUACGUACAUGUAUUAAAAUUCGCGCAGUACUAGAAUUCGUGUAGCGCAGGGUGCGCAAAUUUUAGUAUUGCGCGAAAUAUAAUCCGCGAGAAGAGCUUUGUGCGCUACAGUAAAGAUAAAGCGGUGCGUUCAAAAUACCAACAAGGACUAAAACAUUUAUUGUAUGGUUCUCAUUUGCUUUAUAAUACAAUAACAUUAGUUCGACGCGAAUUUUAAUAUAAGUAAGGUAUGGUAUCAUAUUUCAUAAUAUAAGGAACAAUGUAAAUGUAAACUAGCCAUACAUUUCGCCGAACAUAUAAACUUCGGCCCGUUUGGACAUAUCUUUUUCGUAAUAGUAUUAUUGGAACCAGAAUCCAAAACACUAUUUCUACACUAUUUCACACUAUCGAUCGGGCUAUAAAAUAUGGUCAAGCAUCAACGUGGCGCGUGCGUGCGAGUGAAAACCCGAUAUUUUAAAAAAUUCAAAAUAAAUAUUUCUACUCUGCCGUAUUCAAACGAAACUUUGUACAUGAAAGCGCUUGAAUACAAGACGUAUUUUAUUCACAUUGACUCUGAACAAAUUGUGAAGAGUUUAGAAGAUAUUCAAAUUUUUUUCUCGAUAUGAAAUAGUCGAAAUACAGAAUGUUUGGCCAAGCUGCGAGUAAAUAUAUUAUUGUUUUGGUUUGUGUAAUGUUUUGACGGCAUUUGACGCCCCCGCAGGAUUUAUAAUUAGAAACAAUAAAAAUCGUAAAAAUGUAAAAUUUUGAAUUGGGGCGUGACGCGAAAUUAGCCAUUUUAAUACAGGCAGUACUUUGCUGGCAGUGCAAUUGUCUACACAGUAAAUACUAAAGUAGAUAGACAGUAAAUACUAAAGUAGGGUGCAUUGCCAGCUAAUGGUUUAAUAAAAGACAUUGACAGAUGUGUUUGUUAAACUAUUUACUGACAGUACUCUACCACUGACAAGUAAAAUCGUCUGGCGGUACACGGUGUAAAUUUGUCUGGCGUUAGUCAGAGUUAUUACUGAAAGUAGUGUGUGUUGCCAGCUAAUAGAUUAGUAGACCUUAAUAUCCACUUGCUUAUUAAAUGAUGAACGAGAAACAAGCAGGAAACAUAGGGGAUAUAACCUUCAUGUGCAGGGCUGCCAUUCUACCAAUGAUGAAACGUGGAAAUGAUGCCAUUGGGUCAUGCCAUUGGGUCAAAAGUAAACUUCCCUUUAGAGAAUUGUUUAGAAAUACAAACUUUUGCAUUCAGAUCAUGUGGCAAAAAGGCAGCACUUUCCUUGCGAUAGUAACUCCUAGUUAUAGAUUUGCACCAUAGCCUCCCAAAAAGGUAUUUUAUUUUUUUGAAAAAUCCAUACAAUUUGCUUGCGGUUUACGACUUAUAUAUUCUUGUAUACUGCAUCAUAUAGUACGUAUGUCGUCAUUUUCAGGUCAGUGUGAACGCCUGAGCAGGCGUCUUGUUUGGUGAUAAAUCAGCAGGUUUUAUAACCGUACAAAAGUCUUAUUAUCGCCCAUGAACAAGUAGAAUUAUCUGGCGGCAAAAAGAGUACGACUAUGCAUGACAGUGAAAGAAUAACAGAUACCAUAUUUACUCGUUUAACCGAUUGAGCACCGCAUAUGGGAGCAAAAUUAUUAAAGAACGCCGCCCUCGAAUAAGCGCCACUCUUAUUCCCUCGAAUAAGCGCCACUCUUAUUCUCUCGAAUAAGCGCCGCACUUAUUCACAAUAACGCGGCGCUUAAGGUGGCUCAAUACAAUUUUUAAAAAAAUGGAAAAUUCACGAUUUAGAUGCGUAUUCAGUUUGGACAAUUAUUACUUGUUGAUAAACAGAAAGUACCUUAUAAAACAACAUCGAAAGAGUUUGAAUUUUAUCGACAAGUAAUAAUUGUCCAAAAGUACGCAUCUAAAUCGCGAAUUUUCCAUUUUUUUAAACUGUAUUGAGCCACUUUAAUUUUUGAUCGAAGCACUGCCAGAAAAAAUUGUUCGUGACGCCCAACCGCGGAAGGAAAACGUCUUUUUGCCUCGGGACGUUUUUCUCCGGCAUUUCAGUGUUUUUAUGUUGCAUUUUGUUGCUAAUAUUUCUUGUUAUCGCUUACAAAUAAAAUAUUUUAUAAAGAGCGCCGCCCUCAAAUAAGCGUCGCUUAAUUCGUCAAAUCGCUGAAAAUUUAAAAAGCCCAGCGGUGCUUAAACGACUAAAUACGUGAUUCGAUGUUAGAAAUACGGUAUAAUAAAUAUUGGAUUUUGGUGGAAAGGAUUGAAGAAUAUGAAAAUUUUAAAUACUCUAUUAAUGUGAAAAGACAUAUAAUUAUGAAGUAUAUAAUAUAACAAUUUGGAUAUAUUUGAAAUGAAAAAUUGAGUCAAAGUUUUUCCACUUUGACGAUGGAGCUUUUUUCCAGGAUUUUGGGCGUCCAGAUCCAAACUUUUACGGUCCAGUCUUUUUCGAUCCAAGUUUCGGCAAGAAUGACUGAAUUGUAAUUUAAUUUUAACGAUCUUUCCUGUCGGAUUAAGUUUCAGCUCUGAAAGGAUUAUACAGGAUACGCUCCGGCGAGUUGAACUCUCUUUGGCUGGCCCACCAGGAGACAAGGAUCUCACUUUAAACAGCGGUGCAACAAGGUAGCUAACCAUUUGAAGAAAAGGAAUUCUAAAACUUUAUCAUGUCUCAGCAUAACGAGGGCUAUGCCCCGGAUAAAGUGCGAAUGGGUCAUCUAGAACAGAAUCCAGAAGUAGUACUAACUGGAUUUUCUGAAAGUUCAAAAUUUCGAAUCCGUACUCAAAUGGAAAAGAUUUUACUGGUUGUUGCUGGGAUAUUGUUGAUACUGUGCAUCGUUUUCAUAGCGUUGUUGGCGAAAGAAUCCUCAAGCGAUGACGACUCCAGCAGUUCUUCGUCCAAUAGUGGGCGCUUAGGUAAGUGUCUUUUAUUAUAAAUACAUUGUUUUAUUGUGAGGCAG